Amphiprion ocellaris (clown anemonefish) is the source of this 3152-nucleotide messenger RNA. Its product is annotated as B-cell receptor CD22-like. Bases 163 to 1449 code for a protein of 428 amino acids. The transcript is spliced from 9 exons. The record is from RefSeq and is a predicted model, not a curated record. Lineage: Eukaryota; Metazoa; Chordata; Actinopteri; Pomacentridae.
UUCAAAAUUAAGCGAGUCUGUGGCAUGACCUGAUUUCAUUGUAGAGAGCAGUUGAAGAACAACAGAAAAGACAUUCUGUAUAUUCAGUUUUGGCAAAAACCCUGCAGAACCUUUCGCAAGAUAUUUGAUUGAUUAGUUUCUUUAGAGAAGAGAGCAGAGAACAUGUGUGCUGAACAUAAAAACCUAAAAUGGACACUGAUGCUACUUUUUCUGGGUGGUAUUUUCUGCAGCACUUAUAAAGUGGACUACGACCAGCAGCAUAUCUGUGCAGUGAAAGGAUCAUCUGUUGCUAUUCUUUGUUCAUUUUACUAUCCCAGCGAAGAGAAAGUACAAAGUGUCCUGUGGGGUCAUGAAAGAAAUAAUAUUUAUCAUGGUCCUUUCAUUUAUGACAGUGAAUUAAAUAAUAUAACUUCAAGAUUUCAUUAUAUUGGUAACAAACAUCACAACUGUUCAUUUAAAAUACAUCAAGUGGAGCAUAGUGACGCAGGAGAAUACACAUUCAGAUUUAUAACUGACUCCGAAAAAGGUAAAUGGACUGGAAAACCUGGCUCAACACUGAAGAUAGUUAAUUUGACUAUGAUUGUGACAAAACCUAGUGAAAAGGAAACAAUGAAGGAGGGCGACACUGUGAAUGUGACCUGCGUAAACAGCUGUGACGACGGUCGUAAACGUUCAUCUGAGUUCAUCUGGUUUAAGGAUGGAGAAUCCAUAAUCGAAGGACCUGUGCUUCAUUUAAUAAACAUGUCCUACACAAACUCUGGAAACUACACAUGUUCUCUAAAAACACACACAGGAACAACUUCCGGAGUCAAACAUAUUGAUGUUGAAUAUGGUCCAAAAAACACAUCAGUAUCUGUCAAACCAUCAGCAGAGGUAGACGCCGGAAACAAUGUCACCCUGAUCUGCAGCAGCCACGCAAACCCACCAGUGGAGAAUUACACCUGGUAUAAAAUAUACGAUAACAACAUCAUAGCUAUUGGACAAAAGCUUGAGCACCAUUUCAAGGAGGUCACUCAGGGUGAUAAUGGACAGUAUUUUUGCAGAGCUGCCAACAAACAUGGGAGUCAGAACUCCUCUGUCGUGACAUUAAAGGUUGAAGUAUAUUGGGAAACACUUACCAGAGACUUACUUAUUAUUGCUACUUCUGCUGCCACACUUCUCACUGUAGCCACUCUUGUUGCCAUCAGAAGACUCAGCAAAAAAAGAACAAUUUCACCAGAAACAGACUGUGAAGUGGACGUACAGAAUACAGACUACGUCAACUGGCCCGUGUGUGAUGCGAAUAAAUCGCAAGAGGGGAGUCAGUGUGACGGAGAACUUGUCUACGCAACUGUGAACUUCAACACCAAGAGGAAAGACGAAGUGGUGCGACAGAUGGACUCCCAUAAUGAUGAUGAAAGUGUGAUUUACACCACAGUGGGCAGGAACCAGCUGCUGACCCCUUCAUAGACUGAACCUUAAAGAUGUCAUAUAGCAUCAUUUGGCAGCACACACGUGAUGCUUUAAUAACAUUUGUUUCACUAUGCAUAUUUUGUGUUUUUAUUUACAUAAAUUUUGCAUAAAUGUUUCAUCUGCUCCUUAAAAAUCGAAGUGAUGAUACAGUAUAAUCAAGACAGAAAGAAACCAUGAAAAAUAUCACAAAACACACAUUUUCCCUGAAACUUUGAUACUUAUUACUCAGCAAAGAACAUAGAAAAUCAUCAAGACAGAUUCUCAAAACAGUGAAUGACAUUUUUUAGACCUGAAGUUACAAAAAACAAACCUUUAACAGUAGUAGGUGUAUUUCAAGGUAUAAAACAGGACAUGUGUAAUGAAUCGCACCAUCAGUAUUAACCUUUUCUCUACAAAGGUUAUACACAUUUUAUCAUUUAAACCUAAUCCCCUUGGCAAAAAAUGAAUAAUUUAACAUGCAUAAUUUCAGAUGUACUGAUUUUGUUGGGGGGCUGCACAGUGACUUGGUGGUUAUCACUGUCGCCUCACUGCUAGAAAAUCCUCAGUUCGCAUCCCAAACUGGGCGUGAGAUCUUUCUAUGUGGACUUUGCAUUAGCUCCCUGUACAUGCGUGAGUUUUCUCCGGGUACUCCAGCUUCUCCAGCCCAAAGUUAACUGAUAAUUCUAAGUUGUCCGUAGGUGUGAAUGUGAGUGUGAUUGUUUGUCUCUAUGUGUAGCCCUGUGAUAGACUGGUGACCUGUCCAGGUGUCCCCUGCCUUCAUCCUAAGAAAGCUGGGAUAGACUCCAGUCCAAGUGAAACCCUAAUAGGGAUUAAGUGGUGUAUAGAUAAUAGAAUAUGAAUGAUUUUGUUGGCUGCACUUUGAGAAUUUUUCGAGCUUCUUCAGUAUUUGAUUUUGGUAGUGUCUUUCUGACACAUCCUCACAUGAUGCUCUUCUUCUAGUCUGUGUUCCUUAUUUUUUUUUGUCAAGAGUGGGAAGUUUGCAGUCAGACGAAGUUAUUCUCAAAAUUAUUAAGAAUAUCUCAGCAUUUCUUGAGAGAAUGCAUUUUUUUCUAAUACAAAUGAUUGCAUUUCCACCUACUGUAUCUAUGUUGUGCAAAUCAGAUGUUUGUGUUUUGUGUUUUUGGCACAGUAAAAGUCAAUUUCCUCAAGAUUUUGCAAGGUUCUUCAGAGCAGCCUGCUCAUUUUGCAUCUCUAGUCUAGGAUACAGACAAUGCAGCAGGUUCAGCAGGCUGUAAAAGUUGAAAUUAUGUAAAGAAAUUAAGCUGCAACUUAUGAUUAUUUUGGACAACUGAAAGCCAAAUAUAAACGCUGUGCAGAAAGAAUCACUUUUUGGAGAGUUUUUCCUGGUAAAACUGUGCAUAGAUUGUGAACUUACUCUUAGUCGUUGAGGUUCUGUGUUAUUUCUUCUUUUUGAUGUAUUUUAAUGACAUCUGCGGCUUUAGUGAUCACUGUAGCUGAAAUGCCUGCACACUUAAUAUGCAAACAUCCAUCAUAAAUAUCAGUGUAAGCUACCUGCUAUUGAUGGUGGGUUUUAGGUGAUUCAUGAAGUGAAAUGGCAUGGUUCUUGUAUUCUGUGUCUAAGUUAAUGAAAGAAAAUCCCUGAAAAUCCCUUGUGAACCUCUAAAACAGCUGGUCUGUUUUAUUUAGUAGUUUACACUUACUGACUUGUGGAUUUACAGCAAUAAAACUCUCUACCUUUG